CGCGCGCUGUGCUUCCGGUUAAGCUCAGCGUGAUCAGCCGUGCUCAGUCUCUCUUCUCAUCCUCGGAUCACAGUAGAGGCGUCUCACAGGACUUUCCUGGAUUCUUUUACCUCUCUCUCUUCUCUCCCCGAUCGGAAUAAUCAUCCAGCCCAGCGGACAUGGCAUCAGCACCGGUUCAGUCCAACCAGGGUCCAGCUUUGCAGCUGCAGAGGGGAAUAGUGAAGAUGGUCUUGUCCGGAUGUGCCAUCAUUGUUAGGGGUCAACCACGAGGAGGCCCGCCUCCAGAACGACAGCUCAACCUGAGUAACAUCCGUGCUGGAACUCUCGCCCGUCGUGCCGCUCAGGGCGUGCCAGAGAGCAAGGACGUACCAGAUGAGCCAUGGGCCUUCCAAGCCAGAGAGUUCCUGCGCAAGAAAGUAAUUGGCAAGGAAGUGUGUUUCAUCGUAGACAAACCAAAAGGCAUUCAGAGCAGAGAAUACGGCAUGAUGUUUCUGGGAAAAGACACAACGGGAGAAAAUAUUGCUGAGUCCCUGGUGGCAGAGGGUCUCGCCACAGUGCGCAGAGAGGGGAUCAGAGGAAAUAAUCCUGAACAGGCCAGACUGUGCGAUUUGGAGGACCAAGCGAAGGCCAACAAAAAGGGUCUGUGGUCUGAAGGUGGAGGUGCACACACCAUUCGGGAUAUGAAGUAUGUCAUUGAAAACCCUCGUAACUUCGUGGACUCACAUCACCAGAAACCAGUCAACGCCAUUAUCGAACAUGUGCGUGAUGGCUGCAUGGUCCGAGCUCUUCUGCUUCCCGACUACUACCUAGUGACAGUCUUGCUAUCUGGAGUUAAGUGUCCUACGUUUAAGCGGGAAGCAGAUGGCACCGAGACCCCCGAACCCUUCGCAGCAGAAGCAAAGUUCUUCACAGAGUCCCGACUGCUCCAGAGAGAUGUGCAGAUCAUUCUGGAGUCCUGCCCCAACCAGAUCAUCCUGGGCACCAUCCUGCACCCGAACGGGAACAUCACAGAGCUGCUUUUGAAGGAAGGCUUUGCACGCUGUGUGGACUGGUCAAUGGCUGUGUACACCCAGGGAGCUGAUAAACUCAGAGCGGCUGAACGAUCAGCGAAAGAGCGUAAAGUGAGAAUCUGGAAGGACUAUGUUGCUCCGACAGCUAAUCUUGACCAGAAGGACAGACAGUUUGUAGCGAAGGUGAUGCAAGUGGUGAAUGCGGAUGCCAUCGUGGUGAAGUUGAACUCCGGGGAGUAUAAGACCAUCCAUCUGUCCAGCAUCAGGCCCCCAAGACUCGAAGGCGAGGAGAAAAACAAGGACAAAGAUAAACGUUUCCGUCCGCUAUACGACAUUCCUUACAUGUUUGAGGCACGUGAAUUCCUAAGGAAGAAGCUCAUUGGGAAAAAGGUUAAUGUCACGGUUGAUUACAUCAGAGCCGCCACAACUGCUACGGAAAUGGGUGGGGUCCCUGCCUUCCCAGAGCGUACCUGUGCUACAGUCACCAUUGGAGGAAUAAACAUCGCAGAGGCUCUGGUCAGCAAAGGUCUCGCCACAGUGAUCAGAUAUCGUCAGGACGACGACCAAAGAUCUUCCCAUUACGAUGAGCUUCUUGCGGCGGAGGCGAGGGCGAUCAAGAACGGCAAAGGACUUCACAGUAAGAAAGAGGUGCCCAUUCACAGGGUGGCUGACAUUUCAGGGGAGACACAGAAAGCCAAACAGUUCCUGCCGUUCCUGCAGAGAGCGGGCCGCUCGGAGGCCGUGGUGGAGUAUGUGUUCAGUGGCUCUAGGCUUAAGCUCUACAUGCCCAAAGAGACGUGUCUCAUCACCUUCCUCCUUGCCGGUAUUGAGUGUCCCAGAGGGUCUCGAAAUAUGCCGGGUGGGAUGCAGGUUGCAGAACCUUACAGCGAAGAAGCCACACUGUUUACCAAAGAGCUGGUUCUUCAGAGAGAGGUGGAAGUUGAAGUGGAGAACAUGGACAAGGCUGGGAAUUUCAUCGGCUGGCUUCAUAUUGAGGGCGUGAAUCUUUCAGUUGCUCUUGUGGAGAACGCCCUGUCUAAAGUUCACUUCACCGCAGAGCGAAGCGCCUAUUACAAAACCCUUGUUUCUUCAGAGGACUCCGCCAGAGAGAGGAAAGAGAAGGUCUGGGCCAAUUACGAAGAGAAACCAAAAGAGGAGGUGGCUCAACUUGUGGAGGAGAAAGAGCGCAUAGCGAAGUACAGACCCGUCUACGUCACCGAGAUCACAGACGGCCUUCACUUCUAUGCACAGGAUGUGGAAACCGGUACUCAGCUGGAGACCCUGAUGGAGAGCAUGCGAGCAGAGAUCGCCGCUCAACCUCCGGUGGAAGGAUCCUUCAGCCCACGUAGAGGAGAUAUCUGCAUCGCAAAGUUUGCUGAUGGAGAAUGGUACAGAGCUCGUGUUGAGAAGGUUGAAUCCCCAGCAAAGGUUCACGUGUUCUACAUCGACUAUGGAAACAGAGAGAUAUUAUCGUCCACACGUCUUGCAGCCCUUCCUCCAGCCUUCAGCACACGUACGCUUCCUCCACAGGCUUCAGAAUACACAUUCGCCUUCAUUCAGGUCCCACAGGAUGAAGACGCACGAGCCGAUGCAGUGGACAGUGUGGUGAGGGACAUACAGAACACACAGUGUCUCCUGAACGUGGAGUACAGUGGAGUCUGCCCGCACGUCACGCUGCAGUUUUUAGACUCUAAAGAUGACGUGGGUCUGGGUCUGGUGAAAGAAGGACUGGUCAUGGUGGACGUGCGGAAAGAAAAAUAUCUCCAGAAAAUGGUGACCGAGUAUCUGAAUGGCCAGGAAUCUGCCAAGAGCGCCAGACUCAACAUUUGGCGUUACGGUGACUUCCGUGGUGAUGACGCAGAUGAAUUUGGGUUCAGACGUUAGGUCGCCAUUCCAAAGACCUUGUGGAGGACAAGAUGCAGAGAUUUGCAGAAAACACAAAAGUCUUGAAAAAUUUGCAACAAACAGUACAUCAGUAUGAUCUUAUUUUUGUCUAAUGGUAAACACUUGCCUCUCUCCAUUGUUUUUUUGUUUUUGUUUGUUUUUUAAAUACUCAUGCAUAACCUCUCUUCCGCCCAAGGACUUUGUUACUUUUCAUUUUCAAUUUUUUUAAAGAAAGCAAGCAGGCUACAGAUAAACCCGCCUGUAGCUGCUUCAGAUAGGACCAACUAUGUCAUUUAAUCUUAAAUUUUCACAUCAUAGCCAAUAAUUUUUUCAACGUAUAUUUUUAGCUAAUCACCAGCUGUCGAACCCACCAUAGCAGAUCUCUUCUGCCCGAUCAGAUUGAUAUGUUUUGGGGUUUGACUUUUAAAGAUAUGAGGGCGAUGAAUAAAGCAACCAUGAACUCAACAGCUUAUUGAGAAACGCGUCCUUGGUCAAGAGAUAUGAUUAUGUAUUUAAAUAUAUAUACAUGGCUAAAGCUAGAUGACAAACUAAUCAAGUGAACUUGCUGGGAGUAUUUUUGUCUCUGAUGUGAUCCUAGUGCCCAGUGGCAUUUUUGACAUUUGUACAGGAUGUGCGUUUUCUCUGUUUCUAUGGCAAACGAAAAGCUUGCAGACACCUCCCUCGACCUCCUCUGUGAGGUUUACUUAACGGUCAUCAUUUCUUUUUCAUGCUCUUGCCUGUUAUUACAGAAACAGUGUUUCAAUGUGUUUCCUUCUGAGGUAGAGCCUGUCAUUGUAUUUAAAUCUGAUAAAUAAAAAUGAGCAAAGUGU
Molecule: messenger RNA, 3724 nt
Organism: Paramisgurnus dabryanus
Lineage: Eukaryota; Metazoa; Chordata; Actinopteri; Cypriniformes; Cobitidae
Gene: snd1
Product: staphylococcal nuclease and tudor domain containing 1
Biological process (GO): regulatory ncRNA-mediated gene silencing; mRNA catabolic process
Cellular component (GO): RNAi effector complex; cytosol; nucleus
Molecular function (GO): RNA binding; nuclease activity
Source: RefSeq, a predicted model, not a curated record